This is a messenger RNA of Kwoniella mangroviensis CBS 8507, 576 nucleotides long. RefSeq lists its product as uncharacterized. Gene Ontology annotation, biological process: GPI anchor biosynthetic process. The record is from RefSeq and is a predicted model, not a curated record. The transcript is spliced from 3 exons. Gene Ontology annotation, cellular component: endoplasmic reticulum. Bases 1 to 576 code for a protein of 191 amino acids. NCBI's taxonomy places the organism in Eukaryota, Fungi, Basidiomycota, Tremellomycetes, Tremellales, Cryptococcaceae.
AUGACAUCUCGCUCAUCUACACGCACCCCGUCUCCAACCUCUUCACCGACUAUCAACCCCGUAUCACCCUUAUCUCCCAUCUCUCCUUGGCCCCCUAUUCCUCCAAGCGACGACUCAGCCAGCCAAAAACCUCAAGAUGAUUUGCCGAAUUCUGUCGAUGUGUACUCCAGUAUAGCUAUACUAGGUACAUACCUUUUAUUCGCCUUGUAUCUCUUUUGGGCUUUCUCACCUGGAGACAGUAGCUGGACGAGCUGGUUGCCCGAUAGACAAUGGAGUAUCGUAGUCCCGUGCUGGCUCAUGAUGGUCGUACUACUUACAUACUGGUCUUAUGCUGCUCUGACGAUAUAUAGAACACCGGAUUGGAAUUCGAUAAACUGUAUAACAGAUCCAUAUGCAGGUAUACCACCGAUGGCAUUUAGCUAUCCAGCGACGGACGAAACGUCCAGUGAGGAUGGACAGAGGAAACCUUACUAUUGGGAUGCAGUAGGGGAUAAAGCGAGUUCUCAAGCUGUGGAUCUAUCUAUAGACUUGGUGAACAGAGUGUUAUAUCCACCUAGGAACAGGAGUGCCGCAUAA